CCACAAGGCUUCCCCCAUUAGGUAUAAAUACGCGGAGCGGCCAAGUAGUGCUAUCAGUUAACAACGCCGCUACUACACCAUGAAUACCAAGGUACUUUUUCUGCUGGGUGUGGUGACUGUGGUUCUCGCAGACCGGCCUUCUAAUUCCUACGGCCCACCUCCACAGGUUCCCCGGUACGCCUCAUCUGAGGAGUCUGAGCCCCCCAAGUAUGUCUACAACUGGAACGUGCAGGAUGGCUACUCUGGCAACGACUUCACUCACCAGGAGAACCGUGAAGACGACAACACUCAAGGGUCGUACACCGUGCAGCUUCCCGACGGUCGUCUCCAGACUGUGACUUACUACGUGAACGGUGACUCAGGCUACGUGGCCGAGGUCAAGUACGAGGGUGAGGCUCAGUACCCCGAGUCUGAAGAGUCCAGAGAGUAUGCCCCACCCAGGCCCCGGUACUCCGCACCCCAGUCUGAGGAGUCUGUGGAGGCUCCCGUGUACGCCCCACCCAGGCGAUCAUACGGCUUCCCCCAGUAACUCACACCUAACAAUGCCUAGCAGACCAUACACUCCCCUGUAUAUUCUAGCUAAUUCAUCCUUCAACUUUCUUCUAAUACCACAAAUUGUUAAAAUCUUUCUUUAGCUUAAAAUCUUACACUUUAUUCCCCAGUCCUGUUUAUUUCUGCUUUCUAUAAAUCUCUUGUAAUUAUUUAUUUAUUAAACUGAAUCACUCUGCAAAUCA
Molecule: messenger RNA, 734 nt
Organism: Homarus americanus (American lobster)
Lineage: Eukaryota; Metazoa; Arthropoda; Malacostraca; Decapoda; Nephropidae
Product: pro-resilin-like
Exons: 3
Coding region: 80-529 (149 amino acids)
Cellular component (GO): extracellular matrix
Source: RefSeq, a predicted model, not a curated record